CGCCCAUUUACGACGGCAAAGCGUGAGUAUUGUUGGGAGUCAGAGGCGACGGACACGACGAGGCGGCCGACGCCUGGGCCGGCAGCGAUGGGCCUGCAGUAGCGGCCCAACACUCCAUCGAAGGGGCUUCUGGACUACCCCCAAAUAAUCGCCGUCUACAACAAUAACGAUGACCGUGGUGAACGAAUGGGUGUCGGGAACCAAAUUCGGCGGAUGGGUGCAAAGAUGCCGGGAGUCGCGCCGCCUCGUAUUGGUCAUCGUCGCCAUCGCCCUCCUUUUGGACAACAUGCUUCUAACAACAGUUGUUCCUAUUAUACCGGAAUUUUUGUACGACAUAAAUCACCCAGAAGCACCACUAGGACCUACAAAGGUGGUGACCACCACCACAGCAGCUACUUACCCUCCUUGUCCUUGUGAGGUCUACAAUCAAAAUUUUUCAACCUUACCACCUACAAGCACAGAAAAUUAUAAUUACACAACGUUAGAUCCCGAGGACGAGGAGAGAAAAAUGAGGCAUAACGAUUUGGUGCAGGAAACCGUUCAGGUGGGGAUAAUGUUUGCUUCGAAGGCAUUUGUGCAGUUAUUGGCUAAUCCUUUCGUGGGUCCUUUAACGCACAAAAUUGGCUACAGUGUCCCCAUGUUCGCCGGUUUUGUCAUAAUGUUUUUAUCUACAAUAAUUUUCGCGUUCGGUAGAAGCUAUAGCGUAUUAUUCAUAGCGCGAGCCCUACAGGGUGUCGGCUCGUCUUGCUCCAGCGUCUCCGGCAUGGGGAUGCUUGCAGAGAGGUACCCGGAUGAUAAGGAAAGAGGAAACGCCAUGGGUAUAGCGCUGGGUGGACUGGCUUUGGGUGUUCUCAUCGGACCGCCUUUUGGUGGUGUCAUGUACGAAUUUGUUGGAAAAUCGGCGCCUUUUCUGAUACUUUCCGCUCUGGCUCUUGGCGAUGGACUGCUGCAGCUUCUAAUGUUGCAACCGACUGUAAUCAGACAGGAAUCAGAGCCUCCGUCGCUGAAAGCUUUAGUUUGUGAUCCGUACAUAAUUAUAGCAGCAGGUGCUAUUACAUUCGCUAAUAUGGGCAUCGCCAUGCUAGAGCCGUCCUUGCCGAUUUGGAUGAUGGACACGAUGGGAGCAGGAAGAUGGAAGCAGGGCGUUACGUUCCUUCCUGCAAGCAUAUCAUACUUGAUAGGCACGAAUUUGUUCGGGCCUUUGGGACACAAAAUGGGCAGAUGGUUGGCCGCUUUGUUAGGAUUGAUUGUUAUAGGUGUAUGUUUGAUGUUGAUACCUUUAGCGAAAAGCAUGAACCAUUUGAUUGUUCCGAAUGCUGGUCUUGGUUUCGCAAUUGGCAUGGUCGACAGUUCCAUGAUGCCGGAAUUGGGUUACUUGGUGGACAUUAGGCACACUGCUGUCUAUGGGAGCGUUUAUGCCAUUGGUGAUGUCGCCUUCUGCUUAGGAUUCGCCAUUGGACCAGCACUUAGUGGAACUCUGGUUAAAAAUAUAGGCUUCGAAUGGAUGUUGUUCGGCAUAGCCAUUCUGAAUUUCUUGUACGCUCCAUUACUUUACUGCUUAAAGAGCCCACCAACGAAAGAGGAGAAACGGACGUUGCUAACGGAGGAUAAAUCAUCGUCGGUGAGAUAUGUGACGUACCAGAACGAAGAAGACGACGAGUAGUGGGCACAAAUUUUAACAUAUAAAGAGUAGAUACUUGUAAAAAAAAAAGAUGAAAUCUUGAAAUUUAUCACAUAUAUACAGUUAGUGUUGUAUGUACAAAUAAUAACAUUAUUAAGAAAUUGAGAAUGAUAUGUUAAUCGUUCAGCACAUAUUUACGGUUAGUUUUAUGUUUUUAGUCGUUUUAGAUUGUGUUUUCUGCAUAUUUGAUAGGAGUACGAGAAAAUUUUGUCGAAAUUCACCCAUAAGGGUCCCUGUAUUGGGUUAUCGUGAAUGGCUGCACGUAACCCUUUCCCGUAGAGGAAUCCGGGAGCAGGGCAAUAAGACGCCCUUAACUAUUCGGAAUUAAAUUAAACUUGUAUUGAAAUUGGAAAUGUCCUCCUAUCCAGCCCGAAAAAUGAUUGCCAAGUACCUUAAAACAUAUUAUAUCCAAAAAUAAAUGUCUAUAUACUUAACUAUUAAUAUUUAGAGAAAUUUAGACGUAAAACAAUAUCA
Messenger RNA from Phyllotreta striolata, 2155 nucleotides. The record is from the annotation of a GenBank genome assembly. Lineage: Eukaryota; Metazoa; Arthropoda; Insecta; Coleoptera; Chrysomelidae.